Molecule: messenger RNA, 1037 nt
Organism: Frankliniella occidentalis (western flower thrips)
Lineage: Eukaryota; Metazoa; Arthropoda; Insecta; Thysanoptera; Thripidae
Product: capping protein inhibiting regulator of actin dynamics-like
Exons: 4
Coding region: 1-780 (259 amino acids)
Source: RefSeq, a predicted model, not a curated record
AUGUCUACCUCGCCGAAAAACAAGUACAAAUACCAAGAUAAAGAAGAAAAGCUGAUAAUUGAGAAAAUCAAAAAACAUAUAGAAAUCUAUAGAAAUGACCCUAAACCUAUUUUCGACGAACUCCAAGAGCUGCAUUUCCCAAAUCGGUCGGCUAACGCCAUCAGAAAAAAGUUCGAAAGACUUGCCACCGACGAUAAGCGUUUAAAGGCCUUAGGGUAUAAGGAGGAGGACGUGCAGCUAUUAAGAAGCCUUGUUAAGAAGUCCACGCCAACAGAUGGAGAUGGAGAUUCGGAUGCAGAGGAGGUGGAAGGGCUAGUCAUUAUGAAUGAAGAAGGAUCUAAAAUAAUAAGAAAAUUCUUCUACCAAAAUAAAUGUUUGAAGCAAGAGUUGGAGGUGGUAAGGGGAAGGUGUGCAGAGGCGGAGAGGGUGAGAGAGGCGGCAGAGGAAAGGUGUAAGCAGGCGAUGGUGCAGAGAAAUGAAUCGAGGAAGCGGAGACAGGAGGCAGAAGAGAAGAGGGUGGAGGAGGUGGUGGAGCAGGCGAGACGAGCCAGCAAAUAUAAGAAAAAGGCCGAGGAGUUGGAGGAGCAAGUGAAGUUAUUGAUUGUGGAAAAAGAAAAGGCGAAAGAAGAGGAAAGGAAAUUGAAGAGGGUAAUAGAGGAGAAGAAAGAAGAGGAAAGGAAAUGGCAGAGGGAAAGAGAUAGGAAGAAGAAAGAGGAAGAGAAAUUGAAGAAGGAAAUGGAUGAAUUAAAAGAAGAGUUGGAAAAAAAAAAGAAGAGUUAAGUCAAGAAAAAAUUGAGAGUGAAAGAUUUAGACGUUUAUAUGCAUGUAUAGACAAGGGAAUGAAAGAAGUGCAUGUCCCAGUACUUCAAGCAAAACUACCAGGGCCCCUACAGCUUGAAGUUCCACACAAGCGCAGAAAAUAGCUACUCGUUUCAAUGUCUAAGAAAAAUUUCAGAACUACUGCCUACCCUGGGUCAACAUAUGUCAAGUUAAAUAACUUCUGUUGAAGUAAGUAAUCAUUUCAUUGAGACAGCAUU